Cephus cinctus (wheat stem sawfly) is the source of this 2314-nucleotide messenger RNA. Its product is annotated as TBC1 domain family member 20. Lineage: Eukaryota; Metazoa; Arthropoda; Insecta; Hymenoptera; Cephidae. Gene Ontology annotation, molecular function: GTPase activator activity. The transcript is spliced from 5 exons. Gene Ontology annotation, cellular component: endoplasmic reticulum membrane. Gene Ontology annotation, biological process: positive regulation of GTPase activity; endoplasmic reticulum to Golgi vesicle-mediated transport. The coding region runs from base 280 to 1704 and encodes 474 amino acids. The record is from RefSeq and is a predicted model, not a curated record.
GGAGUGAUCCUCCCGGUCCCCCGCGUCCCUCGUCAAUACGAUUACCCGAUCACAGCGACUCUAUGCGGCUAUUCGGAAUUGCUUCACUAAGCGACCCACCCCCACCACCAGAGUUUCAAAACCUGUAUCUAAGACCGUGAUAGUGACUAACUGGUGCGUGUCAUAGUUGUCAAAUUUUAAGUGGAUCUUUUUCUUAACGGAUUCAUUGUUAAAUGAUUGUGUGAUGAUUGUGUGAUGAUUGGGAAUGCAAGUAAUUGAACAUGAUUGCGUGGAAAGAAGAUGACAUACAUAAUCGAAGACGAGACUGUUCCGCUUCUUAAGAUUCCUGGGUCGUCGCAAAACGAGUCAAGUGUUAAUGAUAUACAGGAUUCAAAAAGAGGGAAAAUAUUUGUGAUUGAAUCUGUUACAUGUAAUUCUAUAAUGGAACGGCAGAACUCUGAAUCGAAAAUAAAAACCACUGCUAUAUUGUCUGAUAAGUCAAAGGCAUGGAUCGAUGGAAUGAUACCCCAUAUUCCACAGCUGAAUGAGUUAGAUCAACUAGGUAAACAUAACGGGAUUACAAUUCACCAGGAAGAUCAUGAUUCAUAUGUGAACCGUUCUAACAAUACCUUGAAGUUGAUGGAACGAGAGAAAAUGAAAAUUGCUGUGCUCUGUAAAAGUAUAGCCAAGCCAGAUCUUACGUUUGAAGAAUUCAAGCUUCUAGGGUGCAGCAGCGAGGGUUUUGUUAUUGAUGAUAUACGAAGGGUUCUGUGGCCAAGACUCCUGGGAUUGUCGGACGAAGAACCUGUCCCUGUGGAGGGAUUAGAAACAGUGCAUACCCUAUUGCCUGAUGAAAUAUACCAGCAGAUUUUGAAAGAUGUAGCACGUAGUAGUGGUCACCUAUCUUCGAGGGCAACUGAGGAGGAAAUUGAAAUAUUUCAUGAAGAGUUGACACAGUUAAUAUGUUGGGUCCUUCACCGGCAUACAUAUUUGAAUUACUACCAGGGAUAUAACGACAUAGCAGCAACAGUCCUAAUAGUAAUGGGCUUGCAAAGUGGUCUCUUCGUACUAGAAAGAAUAUCUCUCAAGUUUUUAGAACGAUUCAUGGAAAAGACAAUGGAAAAAGUCAACCAGGAACUUUUCUACAUAUUUGCACUAUUAGAACGUAUCCAUCCAACCCUUUUGGAACACCUUGAAAAUGUAGAAUUAUUUCCUCACUUUGCAUUGGCCGAAUAUACCACAUGGUACGCACACAAGUAUGCCGAGAACAGAAAACUUUUACACAGACUGUUUGAUUAUUUCCUUGGUAGUCCUCCUCUAAUGCCACUCUACCUCAGCACUGUAAUCGUAGCGUACAGGGCAACGGAAAUUUUCGAUACUACACCCGAUAUGGGACACACUCACAAAGUACUUUGUACACUUCCUGAAGAUUUGCCAUUUGAACAGCUGCUGGUCGAUGCUACAAACCUCUAUCGGCAGUAUCCGCCAGAGUCAAUAAGUAACGACGUUCGAGAUUAUGACAAUAAAAGGAGAUGUAAAGAACAAGAAUGGAAAUCAAAAGCAGAAGCCAGUCGCAAAGAAAGAGAAAGACAAAGGCAACUACGUGUUGCAAUUCCUGCAAAUAGAUUACCUUAUCGUAUAAGGAGUUACAAAACCAUCACCGUAGUGACCAUCUUAGCUAUAGGACUGUACGCCUUCUUGAAAACGUCCUCUGGUAUUAACUGACACUAACUGAGCUUACCUUAAUUGGAAAUAGAAUUUUUUACGUCCCUUUUUCUAAUACCAUUUCACCGCCGUCUCUACGAUUCGCAGUUUUCAUUCGUGGGAUACAUUAUUUACAGAUUUAUGUCUCGAAAUAUUGUGUCAGAGAAUUUAUAGAGACGAAAGUCGUACGUCCCUUUUUACAUACUGCGUACGAUUUUUUUUUUAUUAUAAGCUUGGUGGUGCUUGAGCAAAAGCGUUUUGUGUGGAUUAUUUUAAUGAAAAGUUUCAAGCAUUCCUAUGCUGCCUUUAUGCUGUGUUCUUACGAAUGAUCCUAAUUCCCAAAUUCACAUGAUAAUGGCAAGCGUAACUAGAAAUGAGAGAUCACAAGUAAAACUGUGAUUACAAGUUUUAGUCGUGCGAUUUCAAAAUGGAACGCGUGCCAAAGAGGACUCUGUGCUGAUGUUGAAGAUAAUGAAUCCUAUACACGCGUAUAACUUAUUGUUAGAUCCUAAGGGGGCGCCUACUGACUUUGAGUGAAAAUGUUGUGCAUAUUUAUUUAAAACGGUAAUUUGAAAAUGUAUAUCUAUAGUAUAGUAGAGGAAUAUAUAUAUGAUAUUAAUAUAAAACUUAA